This is a messenger RNA of Tupaia belangeri chinensis (Chinese tree shrew), 1017 nucleotides long. It is a transcript of the gene OPRD1, whose product is annotated as opioid receptor delta 1. The record is from RefSeq and is a predicted model, not a curated record. NCBI's taxonomy places the organism in Eukaryota, Metazoa, Chordata, Mammalia, Scandentia, Tupaiidae. Gene Ontology annotation, biological process: G protein-coupled opioid receptor signaling pathway; neuropeptide signaling pathway. Gene Ontology annotation, cellular component: plasma membrane; neuron projection. The annotation marks the transcript as partial. Gene Ontology annotation, molecular function: G protein-coupled enkephalin receptor activity; neuropeptide binding. The transcript is spliced from 6 exons.
AUGUCGGAGAAGGCGUUAACGACGGAAAUUGCUAAUGGCUCCCCGGGGAGCUCCGCCCUGACUGCCUGGUGCUCUGAUGCCCUCCGCUGCAGCAGGGAUGGGGAAGCCCCAAGCAGACCCCAGACUUCGGGUGACUUGGCCAAGCGUCGGUCACCUGCUCCUGCAGCAGCCAGUGACGUUCAGCCGCCGCUCCUCGCCAACGCCUCGGACGCCUUCCCCGGCGCGGGCGCCAAUGCGUCGGGGCCGCCGGGCGCACGCAGCGCCUCGUCCCUCGCCCUGGCCGUCGCCAUCACCGUGCUCUACUCGGCCGUGUGCGCCGUGGGGCUGCUGGGCAACGUGCUCGUCAUGUUCGGCGUGGUCAGGUACGCGAAGAUGAAGACGCCCACCAACAUCUACCUCUUCAACCUGGCCCUGGCCGACGCGCUGGCCACCAGCACGCUGCCCUUCCAGAGCGCCAAGUACCUGCUGGGGACGUGGCCCUUCGGGGAGCUGGUGUGCAAGGCCGUGCUCGCCACAGACUACUACAACAUGCUCACCAGCAUCUUCACGCUCACCGUGAUGAGCAUCGACCGCUACGUGGCCGUCUGCCACCCCGUCAGGGCCCUGGGCUUCCGCACGCCCGCCAAGGCCAAGCUGAUCAACGCCUGCAUCUGGGUCCUGGCCUCGGGCGUCGGCGUGCCUGUCAUGGUCAUGGCCACGACCCGCCCCCGCGACGGGGCCGUGGUGUGCGUGCUGCAGUUCCCCAGCCCCAGCUGGUACUGGGACGCGGGGACCAAGAUCUGCGUGUUCCUGCUGGCCUUCGUGGUGCCCAUCCUGGUCAUCUCCGUGUGCUACGGCCUCGUGCUGCUGCGCCUGCGCCGCGUGCGCCUGCUGGCGGGCUCCCGGGAGAGGCCGCGCGGCCUGCGGCGCAUCACGCGCCUGGUGCUGGUGGUGGUGGGCGCCUUCGUGGUGUGCUGGGCGCCCAUCCACGUCUUCGUCAUCGUCUGGACGCUGGCCGACCUCGACCGGCGCGACCCC